This is a messenger RNA of Drosophila elegans, 1516 nucleotides long. RefSeq lists its product as uncharacterized. Bases 40 to 1290 code for a protein of 416 amino acids. Lineage: Eukaryota; Metazoa; Arthropoda; Insecta; Diptera; Drosophilidae. The record is from RefSeq and is a predicted model, not a curated record. The transcript is spliced from 2 exons.
UAUUCCGGUUAGUCGUAUUGUGCGGGCCGCGAAAAAAAGAUGACAGACAACGCAGACAAGGAACAAUUCAAUGACGACGAAUUGGAGGCUCCGGCAUGGCUGAAUGCACAGUUUAUUGGCGAAGUUCUGAGAACCUACGAAAAGGCUCCCGAACUGACAGUAACCGAUCUGAAAAUCACACCCGCAAGUGCCCAGGGAGAUCACUAUGCCAGCGUUAUGUUCCGAACCACUGCCAAAUAUACCACAUCGAAGGGAGAGUUCUCCAAACCGCUUAUCAUCAAGACAAUGCCCGAGCAGGAAGGUCACAAGAAGGAAAUGCUGGCCGAAUCGCAUUUGUUUUCCACCGAAAUCGGAGCCUACACCAAAGCUCUUCCGGAAUUCGAAAGGAUUCUGCGAGAGGCAGGAGAUAAUACUAAGUUAUAUGUGCCCUGCAUUUAUCACAGUUUGGAACCGCGACAGGUGAUGAUAUUCGAGGAUCUUGUACCGCAAGGAUACUCCGUCAUCCGAAAUCGCCCGGUUACGCUAGAGGAGUUAAAAAAAGUCUUUGCCAAACUAGCGAAAUGGCAUGCAGUCAGCAUGAAGGUUAUGAAUGAGCAACCCGAUUUCCUGAAAGAGUUCCGGUAUGGCUUGAUCGAGAUGCCCACCCUAAUGACCGAUCCUAUGGUUACUACUGGAAUGGAAAACUUUAUGAACAUGCUAGAAAAGAUACCCGAACUCACCAAGUACAAGCCGCAUUUUGAGAAAAUAAAGAUUGAUUACCUGCAGCGUAUGAGCGACGUGAUGCAGGAGUACCGAAAGAACUUUCAAUCUGACGGCUACUAUGUUAUGUCUCAUGGUGAUUUUCAUCUCCGCAACAUGAUGUUUAAAGGCGACAAGGACGUCAUGUUCGUGGAUUUUCAAAUCUGCAAUCUGUGUCCCUCUACAGUCGAUCUUACAUAUUCCAUCUAUAUGUUAAUGGAACCGGAACAGCGAUGGGAUCUUGGAAAAGAUCCUAUUAACCACUACUUCUCCGUUUUGAAGGACACUUUGAAGAAAGUGGGAUACAAGGCCGAGAUGCCCACCCAAAGUGGCCUGUGGAAGCAAAUUCACCGACACAAGUACUAUGACUUCUUUCUUAUGAGCACCUUUUUACCAAUGAUGCUGGCCAUUAAAGCAAAUCAGCUGAAAAUGAUCGACAUUAUUCAAGACCCGGAAACCAGAAAGAAAGCCUACUUCUUAGAUUUAUACGUUGAAGAUAUCAAGAAGCUUCUCCCCAAAUUCGAAGAAACUGGAUAUUUUAAAGACCUUUAAAUUUUGUAUGUUAAAGUCUUGUUUUCGCUAUAAUAGAAUAAGCAAAAACAGUCGUGACGAUCUCACCUUUAACUUGCAUAAUGACUUAUUUCAAGUGACUUCUUUGGUACUUACUAUGAAAAAGUAAAAACGUUUUUGACCAAAUUAAAAUAAAAAAAGGAUUUAAAAAAAAAACAACACGGUUUUAAAGUUAUGUAUGAGUACUGUAAAUAAUUGAUUGUUUUGC